GGGGUGGGGCGAGGCGAGGCGAGGCGAGGGACGCGCCGCCGCCGCCGCCGCCGGGGGGCUUGAGGCGGCCGGGCCGCGGGGAGGAUGCUGAGCCGCCUGCAGGAGCUGCGGAAGGAGGAGGAGACGCUGCUCCGGGUGAAGGCGGCGCUGCACGAUCAGCUCAACCGGCUCAAGGUGGAAGAGCUGGCCCUUCAAUCUAUGAUUAGCUCCAGAGAGAAGAAUGUAAUGGUCUCUCCACCAGGUAUCACAGAGGAGACUCAAAAAACCCUUGGGCAGAUGGACAAUGAGGCUGCUAUCAAUCAAACUGAAUUACAGCUAAGUAUUCAAGACCAUGAAGAGGAAGAGGAGGAUGAAUCGGACUCCUGAAGGGGGGAAAAAUGGGAGACAGCUGGUGUUAUUUAUCCUAGACUCAGGAAAUUCCCCUUUGUUCAAGCAAAACUUCCCAUCAGAUUCUACUUGGUGCUGUACACAGAUAUGAACUACAUAAAUGAAUGAAAAUUACUUUUGGAGGGUUCCAGUGAGGUUAGACUGGUGGCACAGAUGACACAAGCUUGUCAAAAUCUUGUUUUGGAUGUUAAAAGAAUGAAAAGUUGUUCCACAAAUAUGUAGCAUGAUCCCUUUUACAUUUAAAGCCUAAAAUGUAGUUUACUACUUGUUUGUAUAUAGGUGGGAAAAGUUAAUGUAGUUAACUAAUUUAGUUCACUAAAGCAAUAACUAUUCCAACUGUAAUUCCACAAAAGUGGAGAUUAGGAAAUUAAAGUGAUCUAGGAAAUGAAAAAUGAUGGCCCUUCCAGAAUUCAUGUAAUGUUAUACUAAUAAGUUAGUGUUGCACUUGUCAGCAGACAAAGCAUUUCCUCUCCUGAUGACUUGCAGAUACUAAAUCACUGCAGCUGAUUCUUGGAUCAUUCCUUAAAUAGAUGUUAGAAGGCAUAGAAAACCAAACUUGCGUUAUGCUGCUAAAAAUAGAAAAUAAAAGUAAUAUCUUAACUGAGACAUCCUUGUCAAGCUCUCAUACUAAUAAAAUGUUUAUACACUAGAUUUUAAAAAUCUGGUUUAUAAAAUGUGUGUAAAGCAUUCCAGUGUUGAUUAGGAUUAAGCUUUAAAGCUCCUGUUGAUGUCUCCCCUAGCACUAGUAGCCCUGCACAAAAAUUUAGUAGAUAAGUUAAAUGACAUUUAUUUGGUUAUUUAACAAAUGGGGAGGGGGAAGUUUGCAAUAUGUUCAGUGUCCUAGAUGUGGUUAUAAAACAUGAUCCAACUUCUAGAUAGCUCCUGCCCUUGAUUGUAGGAAAAUAUUUGAGGAAGGGCUCUUGGUUAAAGCUUAGCUUUGGUUUGUAGUUAUGGAAACUAACUUUUAGAAUGUAAGGAUAGCAUCAUCUUCUGUUGCUGAAGUUCAGCCUGGCUCUGAGUGUAAUUGAAGUUUCAAUCUUGUAUAGGAGAAUGAUUUGCAGGCUUUUCCCCAAACUCAUUAGAGCUGGGGGAGGCUAGGCAGAACGUUUCUGGGCCACAUAUGUCCCAAGUUUAGGUUAGAAUGUCAGAAUAAAGGGAUUGUUUUUGAAAAGUGUAUACUCUUGCACAAGUAGUUUGUAAGGGUAGCGGGACACGACCUGUGUCAUUCCUUUGUUUUGUAGAGGUGAGUAUAUUUGCUGGCACUUGAUCCGACUCUUUCCCCUUAUAUCUUGAGACAGCGACAGCUUGUUGCCCUCCUUUCUCUUGCCUAAACUCAAGGCAAAACAUGUUCUGUAACAGUUAGCCUUAGGCCUCACCUAUUCUGGACAAUUUUGGCAUGUUAUUGUUGGCUGAGUGUCUAAAACGGUAGCAAGUGUGUGUAAAGGCAUACUUUAUACCAUGUUAACCUUGCCCUGAUGAAGUCUAAAUAACACUUGUUCUUAGCCUAUGCUUGCUUUUAAAGUUGUAGUGCUAAUGUAGACAAGAAACACAAGCAAAUUAGCUUGCAUGCUACAAGUAGGCCUCCUGCCACUGUUCCACUGAGGCCAUAUGCACUUGAAGUGGCUAACAUGCUGCUGGAUGUGUGGAUAAGCGUUAGCAAAAUAGGAUUUACGUGUUCUGAGAGUUCUGGGCCACUACUAGUGUACAUAUGGUAUAGUUUUCUAGUGGAGACAGGACCUUAGCCUGAACAGCUUUUAAACUCCAUUUAAACAUGGUUUGUACUGUGGGACCAAAGGGUUUGGAUUUGAGCCAGGCGAGUGGAUGGAUACAUCAUUAGCAGUACUGAUGGCUGAUCUGCUGUUGAUGGAUGGAGGCAGACUGCCAUCCUCCUUCUGCAGCAUUUGAUCUUGCUAAGCAUGAGAAACUCAGGUAGAUGGCAGGAGUCCUGGGCAACGUGGUAGAAUGGUUUGAGUCCUUUCUGAAAGCAUUGGCUCAAAGCCCUAGUGAUGGAAAAGCUGCUCCUUUGCCACCAGAUGCCUUACUUUGAGUAUCAUCCAAGGAUCAAUGCUUUGUAGACUUCUACUCAAUGUUGGCAAUACAGUCCAUGUACACAAUAUGCAGAUGAACACAGCUCUACUUUCUCUCUGCAAUGUACAACAAUGCCACUUUCAGUAAGUUAGUGAUUGGAUGAGACCAGCUCAUGGCUGAACAAAAGCUGGUUGAAGCUGAAUCCAGGCAAGACACGUGAUGCUGAUGUCAGAGGAAAGCACUGAGUUUGCAGCCACUGUCCAGUCUCCUUUGGUUAAUGAUACAUAUCCACAGUUGAUCACGUCAGUUUGCAAUUUAGGAGUGCUCCUGGAUUCCUUGCUGAUGCUAAGCUCUUCCUUAGAAAGAGUUGCUUGCUAUCGUGCCCAGCUGUUUAAACGUCUCCAUCUUCUUCUGGUGGUGGAUUACCUGCCCUCAAUAAUAUCUGCAUUGGUCACCUACCAGCUGGGCUACAGCAAUACAAACUACCGUAUGUGGACAUGAAGCAAUCAGCCUGCAGGAAACUCCAACUAUUACAAAAUACAGCAGUGCAGCUACUGUGAGCACAUCAAACUUGCCCUCAGCUCUCUACACUGGCUCCCCAAGAAAUAUUGUCAGUCAUCAUUCCAGGACAAGGAUUGUGUUCAACAUCUUUGCUCCUCAGUCACAAUGUAAGUGUCUCCAGUGAGGGUAAAGGUUAUCUGUUCAGGAAGUAGCGCUUUCAUGGGGGCCAGCCAAAGAUUGCUGAAUGAACUCCUACUGGACCUACCCCAUCAGAAACCUCACCACUUUCCAUUCUAAGGCCAAAGCAGACUUUUCCUUGCCUUCACUAAUACAAAAGAAAGUCUAACUUUAAAAAAAAAAAUGCUGAGUAUUUUCUUUGCUGAGACAGAAUAAAUCACACAGGGCUUAUUUUAGAUGUAAUAUACAUGGAAGGUGCUCAGAUACUUGAUGAUGAGGGUGACAAACUUGAACGGGAUAGAACAGUAUUCAUAUCUAAAAUGAGUUUAACUGAUUCAGCCAGUGUUGACUGGGCCCUAGAUGGACAGUACUGGAUUACUUGGUGUUCAUAACUACAAUUAUCUGACAGAGUAAUAUCAAGAAUGGGAUCCAAUUUUAGUUUGGUUCUUUGCUUUUAAAACCCCAUGGGAUUGAUACUCUUCCAACCUUCAGCCUAGGUGUAUAAGAGCUUGGUCAAAAGCUGUCGGUGCUUUUACCAUAAGCCUAGGUAGGGUUGGCAGGAUUCAAUUUUUAAAAUAAUUUCAACAGAUGUUUAUUUAAGAAGUUUUUCCUAUUUUUAUCUAUUUACAUUUUCAGUUGAAGGAAAUUAUAAGGCAGGGGUUAGACAAUUAUUGAAUGACAGUAGACAUUGAGAUUCAAAAAGUUAAAGCUUUAUAACUGUUAAAACAGAUUGUGAACAUCACAUGUCAAAAUACACAAAUUAAAUAUCCUUAAAUCAAA
Molecule: messenger RNA, 3873 nt
Organism: Mauremys mutica (yellowpond turtle)
Lineage: Eukaryota; Metazoa; Chordata; Testudines; Geoemydidae
Gene: SNAPC5
Product: small nuclear RNA activating complex polypeptide 5
Exons: 3
Coding region: 85-366 (93 amino acids)
Biological process (GO): transcription initiation at RNA polymerase III promoter; transcription by RNA polymerase II
Cellular component (GO): nucleus
Source: RefSeq, a predicted model, not a curated record